GAGCGGCAGAAAAAAGCCAAGUUGCCCGAGAGCAGCGACGGCUCCAAGGACUCAGACAGCUCUGCCGGGCGCCGGGGCAGUGCCAGCCGGAAGCACGGGCGAUGGCGGGGACGGCCAGACAGCCCUGCAGUGCAGGUGUCCAAGGUGGUGAGAGCCGUCACGGCGAGACACAAACUGGGACGGAGGCUGCCAGCUGCACCGGACUCUUCCAGCUGGAGGAACCUAACAGAGCUGCGUGGGGAGGCCCAGCUGGCUGUCUUCCAGCAGGGCGACACAGGCAGCGUGGAGGGGGCUCCCCAGCCCACCGAGAACAGUUUCACCCCCAAGUGCGAAAUCACGGGCAAAGACGCCCUCUCAGCGCUGGCCCGGGCCAGCAGCAAGCAGUGCCAACAGGAGAUUGCCAACGUGGUGUGUCUGCACCGGGCCAGCCCUCUCCCUCCCCGUGCAGGCAAGGUCAGCCCCGUCAUCCAGUGGGACGAGAGCCAGCUGCAGCAGGCACCCCCCAGCAAGCCCGUGCGCAUCGCCUACAUGCUGGUGGUGCACGGCAGGGCCAUUCGCCAGCUGAAGCGGCUCAUCAAGGCUGUGUACCACCAGCAGCACUUCUUCUACAUCCAUGUCGACAAGCGCUCCAACUACCUCCAUCGUGAGGCGGUGGAGCUGGCCCAGCACUACCCCAACAUCCGCGUGACACCCUGGCGCAUGGUGACCAUCUGGGGAGGUGCCAGCCUGCUGAAGAUGUACCUGCGUAGCAUGAAGGACCUGCUGGAGCUGGCCGAGUGGCCCUGGGACUUUUUCAUCAACCUGAGCGCCACCGACUACCCCACGAGGACCAAUGAGGAGCUGGUGAUGUUCCUGUCCAAAUACAGAGAUAAGAACUUCCUGAAGUCUCAUGGCCGAGACAAUGCCAGGUUUAUCAAGAAGCAGGGCCUGGACCGCCUAUUCCACGAGUGUGACUCUCACAUGUGGCGGCUGGGCGAGCGCCACAUUCCCGAGGGCAUCGUGGUGGACGGGGGCUCCGACUGGUUCUCACUGACGCGCAGCUUCGUGGAGUACGUGGUCUACACCGACGACCAGCUGGUGACCCAGCUGCGCCAGUUCUACACCUACACGCUCCUGCCAGCCGAGUCCUUCUUCCACACAGUCCUGGAGAACAGUCACGCCUGCGAGACACUGGUCGAUAACAACCUCCGAGUGACCAACUGGAACCGGAAGCUGGGCUGUAAGUGCCAAUAUAAACACAUAGUCGACUGGUGCGGGUGCUCCCCAAAUGACUUCAAACCCCAGGACUUCCUCCGGCUACAGCAACUCUCCAGACCCACCUUCUUCGCCCGCAAGUUUGAGUCAACGGUGAAUCAGGAGGUGCUGGAGAUCCUGGACACACACCUCUACGGCAGCUACCCCCCCAACACUCCGGCCCUGAAGGCGUACUGGGAGAACGUCUACGACCGCGUCGAUGGGCUCAGUGGCCUCAGCGAUGUCACCCUCACCUUCUACACAGCCUUCUCCAGGCUGGGGCUCCGCAAAGCCGCGGCCGCACCGGCAGCAAAGGCAGACAAGCCCUGCAGGUUCGAGCCCCAGGGUUUCCCAUCCAGUGUGCACCUGUAUUUCUAUGAUGACCGUUUCCAGGGUUACCUGGUGAUGCAGGAAGUGCAGAAUUUGGAAACUGGGCAGGCAGAGUCCCUGGAGGUGUGGAUGAUGCCCCAAGGAGCUCUGAAGCUGGCAGGUCACGGAGGACCGGCAAACCGCUUACAAAACCUUGAGGUGGGCACAGAGUGGGACCCCAAGGAAAGGCUCUUCCGCAAUUUUGGAGGCUUGAUGGGACCUUUCGAUGAGCCGGUGGCCAUGCAGAAGUGGUCGCGGGGCCCCAACCUGACGGCCACGGUGGUGUGGAUCGACCCCACCUACGUCAUUGCUGCCUCCUACGACAUCACGGUGGACGCGGAGGCAGAGUUCACCCAGUACAAGCCCCCCCUCAAUCAUCCCCUGCGCCCUGGUGUCUGGACCAUCCGCCUCCUCCAGUUUUGGGAGCCACUGGGAGAGAACCAGUUCCUGGUGGUUCCCCAGACCUUCAACGGCAAGCAGCCUCUCAGGAAAGAUGACACCAACUGGCUGCACGGCGGUCCCCCCCCC
This is a messenger RNA of Eurypyga helias (sunbittern), 2130 nucleotides long. RefSeq names its product xylosyltransferase II (gene XYLT2). Gene Ontology annotation, molecular function: protein xylosyltransferase activity. Gene Ontology annotation, cellular component: membrane. The annotation marks the transcript as partial. The transcript is spliced from 10 exons. The record is from RefSeq and is a predicted model, not a curated record. NCBI's taxonomy places the organism in Eukaryota, Metazoa, Chordata, Aves, Eurypygiformes, Eurypygidae. Gene Ontology annotation, biological process: chondroitin sulfate proteoglycan biosynthetic process; heparan sulfate proteoglycan biosynthetic process.